CGAAGUGCUGGGAAUUGACCUUUCAAUAAUGUCUGACCGCGACGACCGUCCUUCGGUUCGGUCAUGGGUUGGAGCCAUCAUUUCUGGAUUCUUCCAACAGCUGCCUCUCUCAGGCUUGUGGCAAAAUCAGGUGUAUUCCGCAGAGAGUCGGACAAUGGUAUUCUUACGGGGCAAAUAGAGGGAAAGGGAGCCUAUCCGACAGCAUAUGGGGGGUAUUGUGAUGUGUGGAAGUGCAGCUGGAGGAAGGAUUCGGGAGCCAUCGAGGUAGCAGUCAAAACUGUCAGAGUGCACGGAAGUGAUUUAGACAGGGAAGGGAAGAGCAAAAGACUUAGUACAGCAAUUGAAGGAUGGCUGCAGUUGGAUCAUGACAACGUUAUACCAAUUUUCGGGAUGACGUUUGGAUUUGGUCCCUUGCCAGCCUUGGUAUGCCCGUGGAUGAAGAAUGGCACCCUGACACGUUACUUGGAGCAAAAUCACCAUCAAAUCACUGCCUCAACCCGAAAGGCAAUGCUCCUGCAAGUCAUUUCCGCAGUUCGUUAUCUGCAUGACCAUGGGGUCAUUCACGGGAGUCUUUCUGGGUCGAAUAUCUUCAUCAACGAUCUCGGACAGGCGUGUGUGGCUGACUUUGGGAUGGCAGCUCUAUUGCUGGAGUUUUCUAGCGAGUCUUAUUUCUCUUCUUCCAUUGGAGGGGCGGUAAGGUGGAUCGGACCUGAGCUCUUCCAAGUGCCUGACGAAUCAAGUAAUUCUGUGGGCUUCCCUAGUACUCAAGGUGACGUAUAUUCCUUUGGGUGCAUCAUGCUUCAAAUCCUUUCUGGCCAAAUCCCUUAUCAUUACUUCCAGCGUGACACACAAGUCUUCUUUGCUAUAUCUACAGGCGUCAAGCCGUUACACCCAGAAAGUUCCUGUGUUAACGAUUCUCAAUGGGGCGUUAUCCAGCAAUGCUGGUUGGGUCCUGAACAACGGCCAACUAUGGAAUACCUUCAAUCUUGCGUUAAUGAACUAGAUUUCUAGGCAUGCUCACUUGUUACGACCUUACGAAGUUUGUCCCCUAGGUAUUUGGUUCCUAGUAGCACUGCACGAACCGGAGAUGACGAGCUAUACUUCCAUACUGUAGUACAAGUACAACUAGUAGGUACCAGCUCGGGUUCCUGGAGUUUGCACGUUAUUGUUUACUUCCCGUACUCACCUGUAAUGCUUCAUGUCCACUCUAUGCUCUGACUUGCUAUGCCCCAAUGGUGAGUGUGCGCAGGCCUUUUUACCAUGUUG
Messenger RNA from Suillus clintonianus, 1266 nucleotides. RefSeq names its product kinase-like domain-containing protein. Gene Ontology annotation, biological process: protein phosphorylation. The transcript is spliced from 9 exons. NCBI's taxonomy places the organism in Eukaryota, Fungi, Basidiomycota, Agaricomycetes, Boletales, Suillaceae. The coding region runs from base 64 to 1011 and encodes 315 amino acids. The record is from RefSeq and is a predicted model, not a curated record. Gene Ontology annotation, molecular function: ATP binding; protein kinase activity.